This is a messenger RNA of Moneuplotes crassus, 977 nucleotides long. NCBI's taxonomy places the organism in Eukaryota, Ciliophora, Spirotrichea, Euplotida, Euplotidae. The record is from the annotation of a GenBank genome assembly.
GUUUUUAAAAUAAUUUGAUAAGAAAAUGUCCAGUUAUACCGUGCCAGACCUCGAGAUUUGUGGCCUUCUCGGCUCAGGCUCCUUUGGAUAUGUGUUUGAAGCUAUUGAUAAGAACAGAGGCCAGAAAGUAGCCCUCAAGAGAACCACUAAAGCGGGAGACUAUGUCAGCAGAGAAUAUGAGAUUCUUGAGAUCCUGAAAGGAUGUCCAAACUGUAUUCAAGUUCUUGACAUUUUUUAUACUAAAAAUGAGGAGGAUGAUAAACUAGCCCAGAACCUUGUUUUCGAAUUCUGUAGUGAUAACCUGGAGUCCAUGAUUACCGAGACUAAAGCACAGAAGGAUACCUUCAAUAUUGAUAAAGUGCGCCAUUACUCUUUCCAAAUUCUUAAUGGACUUAAGCAUAUGCAUGAACGUAAAGUUGUUCACCGGGAUCUUAAGCCUGAGAAUGUUCUCGUAACUGAGGAGGAUGAAGUAAAGAUUUGUGACUUCGGGUCAUCCAAGGUACUCGAUCCUAAUGGCAAGAAUACCCCUUACAUUGUAAGUAGAUACUACAGAGCCCCGGAAUUAAUCCUCGGAGUGUCAAAUUAUACUGAGAAAAUAGACAUCUGGGCCACUGGAUGUAUUAUUGCAGAACUUUUGAUGCUCAAGCCGAUUUUCCCGGGUAAGACCGAGGGAAGUCAAUUUUUGGAGCAGAUGGCGAUCCUAGGAACUCCUAGUCAGGAAGAGUUCAACCAAAUGGCGCCAAAUAUCCCUCCUACAACUCAAAAGUUGCUAGAUCAAAUUGAAACUUUUGAAAGAAAAGAUCUCAAUGACUUAAUCCCAACAUCUUAUUUGAGGCGGGAUAAGAGAAUGGUUAUAGAUUUGAUUGAGAAAAUGCUAGCAUGGGACCCAGAAGAGAGAAUCACAGCUGGAGAGGCUCUUGAGCAUGAGUUCUUCACAGCUGAAGACUUAUAAAUUUGUUGAGUAAUAAUCUUUCAUC